UAUAUUGUGUCCAUAUCGUGCUCGCCGUGGCCGUGGUCAUCACAAUCACCAUCAGCACCAGGUUUUAAUUGUCCUUCUCACUUUAGAGCAACACUGUUACCCGUUACCAGUUGUGUUUCUCAACUUAUAAUUAUUAUUCUUCGUCUUAUUUCGUCACACAGUUACUCACAUAAAUUAAAUCCACACAUCCACAUUUAAGUGUAAAAGGGCGUAAUGAUAAUAAUGACAAUUAUGAUGACGAUGGCGAUGUGCUGAUGAUCUGAUCAGCUAAAAUACACACAAGCUCUCUCAUGUUCUCUUACGUCAAGUGUCCAGUGUGUCAAUAGAAUAAUAUUUUUGUUUUCAUCCAACCGCUAUUUAUUCAAAAUGCAUAAGUUGAAAUUCUCACAGAAGGACAAAGUUAAAAAGUUCAUAACUUUUACUCAAACUGGUGAGCAGACUGCUAUUUAUUGUCUCGCUCAAAACGACUGGAAAUUAGACUUGGCGAGUGAUAAUUAUUUUCAAAACCCAGAUGCUUAUUACAAGGAACCCAAGAAUUCGGUUGAUAAAAAAAAAUUGGAAAUUUUGUACACUCGGUAUCAAGAUCCCAAUGAAACGAAUAAAAUAACAGAAGAUGGCAUCAUGAAGUUCUUGGAUGACUUGGGGUUGAGUCCAGAAAGCAAAUUGGUGCUGAUAAUAGCAUGGAAGUUUCGAGCGGAGGCUCAAUGUGAAUUUUCGAAAGAUGAAUUUAUGAAUGGAAUGGUUGAGUUGAGCGUGGACAGUAUAGACAAACUAAAAGCCCGGUUGCAUAGUCUAGAGAAUGAAUUAAAAGAUUCACUGAAAUUCAAAGACUUUUAUCACUUCACUUUUAAUUAUGCGAAAAAUGCAGGGCAGAAAGGGCUCGAUCUCGACAUGGCCAUCGCGUACUGGAAUAUUGUCUUGAAAGAUAAAUUUAAAUUUUUAGAUCUCUGGUGCCAAUUUUUGCAGGAACAUCACAAGAGAUCGAUUCCAAAAGACACGUGGAAUCUUUUACUAGACUUCGCUUCAAUGAUAAACGCCGACAUGAGUAAUUACGACGAAGAAGGAGCCUGGCCGGUGCUCAUUGAUGAUUUUGUAGAAUGGGCACAGCCUCGGGUUCGUCAAUCUCACUAAUAAACCUCCACCUCUAGCUCUAAUACAUUUUUACAAAAAAAAAAAAAUGUUAUCGUAUCAUUUAAUUAUUUAAAUAAUUAUUUAUUCCAUGUUAUUGUUGAAGGGAACUUAAAACUAGUUAUAAAUUAAAUAACAAAAAGGAAUUUACGGUUUAUAUCUUAUCAACAGUUGAUCUAUUUUUAAAAACCACGUGAUAACAAAAUUGGCACGCUAGCUAUCGCCCCCCCCCCUUUUAACACUAUUUUUUAAAAAUAAUUCCAUUUAUUGAAAUUAAAAAUAAUUUCACUGCACUUACGAUCCACGGAGUCGGGCAGCAAAUAAGAAUGAUAUAUUUGUAUUUAGUUGCCAAUUAAAUAUCAGUGUCGCUCAACAAUUUAAAAUAUUUAUAAGCAUUUUUAGUUGCAUUACAAAAAAAUAUAAAUUAAUAAGUAUCAUUUUUUUUUCACUUUGUCUUCUCUCAUUUAAAACUGACCGAUAAAAAAAAUUAAGCUACCAUUUUCUUGCGUGUGUAUAUAGACAUAUUAGUAAUUAUUCUGUUAUAAAUGUAUUUACUUAUAUAUUUAAAUAAUUUUUUAAAAAACACACUUGUAAAAAUACAUAAACAGAAUAUUAUUUAAUAUAUAAUUUUAUCGGUUUAUAUGCUCGAAUUUUUUUAUUUUUAUUUUUUUUUAAAUUCUUAAAUAUUUUCUUCUUUUUUUUUAAUAAAAAGACUUAAUAAGUUUGAAAAAUAAAAUUUGAACGUAAUUAAUACUAAUUAGUUUACGCUAGUUGUAACGUGUAUUAUAUUACUUUAAGGACAAAGAUAACUCAAGAGAAAUUGAUAAAAUAAUUAUUUUAUCUUAUAUAUUCUUUAAUAAAUAUAAUAAUAAGUAUGGACGAAUGUGUGGGUAUUGGAGUUGAUAUUUCUGAGCUUAAGGGCAUUCUCAGUGGCCUCUUUAUUUAAAAAUACCCAAUUACUUUAAACUGUCAAGCGUACCAGAAUUUUAUUAAUUAAUUUGAAAAAUGGAAGCGUUAAUUGAAAAAAGACAAUUUUGCUGAGAUAAAUUUAAAAAAAUUAAAUUGCAAUCACGUUGUCCUUUUUUUAAUUAAUGCUUUAAUUUUUAUUGAAAAUUGAAAAUUGAUGAAAAUUUGUGAAAAGUGGGGGCACUUUUAGAGAAUGGCCUUAAAUUUGAUAAAUAGUUACUAGAAAAAAUAAAAAAGUUAUUAAAACUUGCUUGUAAAUGUUAAAUUAAAUUUUGAGCUAUUAGAUUUCUUUGUAAUCUUAAAAAAAAAUUAUAAAAAAUUGAAUUUAACUUAACGAAUUGUUGGCAGGCUACAACAUGAUAUUUUUUGGACAUCUUAGACUUGUAUUUUGUUAAUAAGUAAAAGGUUGAAUAAAUAUUUACCAGAUAAAUAUUAUUUAAAUAAAGUUUUACGUUUAAGUACUUUAAGAGAGUGACUUUGUAUAUAAUGUAAAUAAGUAUAACGAUAUUGAAGUACAGUAUGAAGUAGUUUUAAAACUUUGCUGUUUCAAAAAUUUAAAAAAAUAAACAAACUAAAACUAAAA
Molecule: messenger RNA, 2677 nt
Organism: Microplitis demolitor
Lineage: Eukaryota; Metazoa; Arthropoda; Insecta; Hymenoptera; Braconidae
Gene: SCCRO
Product: DCN1-like protein 1
Exons: 5
Coding region: 367-1131 (254 amino acids)
Biological process (GO): protein neddylation; positive regulation of ubiquitin-protein transferase activity
Cellular component (GO): ubiquitin ligase complex
Molecular function (GO): ubiquitin-like protein binding; ubiquitin conjugating enzyme binding; cullin family protein binding
Source: RefSeq, a predicted model, not a curated record